Messenger RNA from Haliotis rubra (blacklip abalone), 2555 nucleotides. Its product is annotated as nucleolar complex protein 3 homolog. The record is from RefSeq and is a predicted model, not a curated record. Gene Ontology annotation, molecular function: chromatin binding. Lineage: Eukaryota; Metazoa; Mollusca; Gastropoda; Lepetellida; Haliotidae. Gene Ontology annotation, cellular component: nucleolus. Gene Ontology annotation, biological process: DNA replication initiation. The transcript has 20 exons. Bases 388 to 2514 code for a protein of 708 amino acids.
GUCCGAAUACCCUCAAAAUAUCAAGAAAAUAUCUCACACAGAGAACUAAUUUAAGAGAAUAUCGUCACUAGAGCGGAGAUAGUCGAGUAAAUUGCAGGGAAUAUCCUCGGUUUAUUUAUAGCGUUAUUCACUUUAGGUUGUGGUGUAAUUAUCUCCCUUAGACAAGAUUCAACAUGGGUUCCAAAAAGAAAGGUAAAGGUGGGAAAACAAGCUCAAGUAAAAUAGCCAAUAAAAAGAACAACAAGCUGCUGAAACAAGGCAAAGUAAAGAAACAGAAACAGCUGCAAAUAAGAAAGCAGAGGAAGGGUGUACGAGAAGCAGCAGCAAGAGGUCACAUCAUCAAAAAAGAGGAAAAAAUCACAGAGCAGGAAGUUGAGGAAGACCAGAAUGGGGAACUUGACAGGAGAGAUAUCAAAUUUUUCAUGUCAAAGGGGCGAGAUCUUUCAUUUGCCAAUUUACCUAAACAGUGGGACAAUGAACCUAGAAAUCGAAAAGAGGAAAGCCACAGAUACGGAGGAUGACAAUUUGUCUCGCCACGAGGAAGUACCAAGGAAAUUGCUCAACCAUGACAAAAAUGCCAACAUGAAGAUGCUGCUGCCAAUCAAAGGAGACAGGGGCAAGGUCAUUACAAGAAUGGUAGAGGACAUAGAUGAAGAUGAGGAAAGAGAAAAUGGUGAAGUCACUGAAGAGGAUAUGAAGGAUCCAGAAGCUGUUGAUGACAAACCUCUUCGGCCACUUUCUAACGUGGAACUGCUGGUCAUGAGAAGCAGGAAGUUGCAGGAGAGGAAACAAUCCAUCGCUUCGUUGGCCACUUCAAUACUGGAAAACCCACAAGAAAAUAUCCGUCGGCUACGUGAGCUGCGUCUGAUGCUGAAUGAGAAGGAACCCGAUCUGUACAUCACGGUGAGGAAACUUGUGAUGGUGUCGCUGAUGGAGGUGUUCAAGGAUAUCGUCCCUGGCUACAAGAUCAGACUGCUCACAGACAAAGAGAAGGCACAGCAGCUGAAGAAAGAAACUCGAAUCCUCCAUGAAUAUGAAAGUGCACUGCUCCUUAAUUACAAAGAAUACCUGGAACACCUGGAGAUGUCAAUUAAAGGAAAAGUUCCAAAGAGUAAAAAGCAGGCUGUGAUGGAGAUUCCAAAAGAUGUCUCAAGGACUGUGUCUGAGCUGGCGUGUCGGUGUAUGUCUGAGAUGCUGGUUCACCAUCCCCACUUCAACUUCUCAUCCAACAUCAUCUCCGUCCUGGUGCCCCUGAUGCGGCGGGGAGCGAUACUGCGGGACCAGGUGAUCAGCACCAUCACCAGGGUCUUCCAGGAAGACAAGUCGGGCCAGGUGACACUGGAGAUUGUUCGAAGUAUUGGGAAAAUGGUGAAAGCGUGUAACUACAGUGUCAAACCUAAGGUACUGGAUACACUUCUUGCUCUCAAGAUCAGGGAGGUCGACUUGUCCACAUUCGGGGAAAAUCAGAAAGUCGAGAGGCGGAAAGAACAACUUCAGAGACUGUCAAAGAAAGAAAGGAAGAGGAAGAAGGCGAUGGACAAGAUCAACCAGGAGCUGCAGGAGGUUCAGGCCACCGAGGACAAGAAGAAGAAGCUGAAACUGCACACAGAGAUAAUCCAUGCAGUUUUUGUGACCUACUUCCGGAUCCUGAAAAAUGCCACCCAGUCUGUGCUCCUGCCCUCAGUGCUGGAGGGACUGGCCAGGUUUGCGCAUCUGAUCAACGUCGAAUUCUUUGAUGACUUGUUCAAAGUGUUUCAGUCUCUCAUAACAUCGGGGGACCUGACGUACCGCGAGAGUCUGCACUGUGUCCAGACAGCCUUCACUAUAAUGACGGGGCAGGGCUCUGCCCUCAACAUAGACCCCAUGACCUUCUACAAGCAUCUCUACCAGAUGCUCUUCAAGGUUCAUGCAGGUAGCUCCAGUGACGACAUCCCCAUCAUCCUGGACUGCCUGGACGUCAUGAUCAGCCGCAGGAGGAAGCAGGUGUCCCAGCAGAGGAUCCUGUCGUACAUGAAGCGGUUGAGCACUCUGACGCUGCAGCAGAUGCCCCAUUCGGUGCUCGGACUCCUGUCUGCCAUCCGAGGACUCAUCCAGGGCUUCCCCUUCACAGACCGACUGUUUGAUAACGAGGCUGAGGGGAGUGGAUUGUUCCGCCCUGAUAUCGAUGACCCCGAACACUGUAACGCCCAGAACACUGCUGUGUGGGAGCUGACCCUUCUACAGCACCACUUUCAUCCAGUUGUCCGUCAGUACACAGCUCACAUCAGUCGGAUGGCGCCGUCUACUGGGGAGGGACAGCUGGCACAGAAUCUGGCCAGAGUAGCCCCGAAGGACCUGUAUAGGAGGUACGACCUGACACAACACAUCCUUGACACAUCUAUACCUGCACAAGUGAAAACAAAAAAGAAAAAGUUCCAGUCAGCACGGUUGCAUAGCGAGGAGUUGCAGAGCUACAUGGAGAACCAGAGUGCCUCUGUCCCAGACCUGCCCGGGGAAGAUGUGGACAUCGGAUGACACGUCCCUUGUACCUAUUGUAAAUAAACCUUAACAUGUCA